ACCACGGAUUUUCAUAUUCAUUGCGUCAGUUUCGCUACUAUUCCAGCUGUGUGUAGCCGGAAUGGAUUCCGAUUCAAAGACGAUACUUCGCGAUCGAAGACAAACUAUUCUGUCAAGGCAUCCAUUCUCUGACGAUGAGAUACAGAUGAUCGUUGAUCGCCACAAUGAGUUGAGAAGGCAGGUUGAGCCACCGGCCUCCAACAUGCAGACCAUGAUGUGGCACGAAGAGCUGGCCAAUAUGGCACAGACGUGGGCCGAGAGAUGUGUUUGGGAGCAUGGUCAACCAGAAGUAUCAAACCCACCAUAUUCCAUCAUUGGCCAGAAUAUGAAAAAGGGCACAGGCCUCAAUGCAAUGACGGCCCUCGAUCAGUGGUUUGCCGAAAAAGAAUUCUAUAAUUUUGAUAAUAUAACAUGCACUAAGGAAUGUGGACAUUACACACAGGUGGUGUCAGGACGCUCUAAAGAAGUAGGGUGUGGAGUUGCUGAGUGUCCAAGCAAUAGCGGUGCCUAUAAUAUGGUGGUGUGCAACUACGGACCUGCGGGCAACUACCGAAAUACAGCACCUUACAUAAGUGGCGUUGCCUGCUCAGCUUGUCCACCUCCAAGUUGGUGCCAUGAAGGACUCUGCAUGCCGGAUUGUCAGCAUCACGAUGAACCCUUUAGUACCUGCGAUUGCCACAUCAAGUGUGAAAAUUGUGGUAUACGGACAGACUUAUGUACAUGCACAUGCGCAGAUGGCUGGACUGGAAUCACUUGCUCAGAACCAUGCAGUGACACCAGUCGCCAUUGUGGGAACGGUUGGUACAGACACUGGUGCAACGAGGACCAUUCAAACGUCCUUACAAAAUGUCCAUUGAUGUGUGGACUAUGCCAACAGUUGCCAGAAGGGGAGGAGGAGCAGAGUUGCUGUGGUGGUAAGAUUUGUCAGAACGAAGGUAACUUGGAUGUCGCCACAUGUACGUGUGAAUGUACUAAAGAUUUUACAGGCGAUUUAUGCGAAAAUCCAGUAACAACACCAGUCAUGGUUGAAAUUACAGAACAUGUCGAUGUGGAGGUGAAAGGUACGGAGAAAACCCAUGUAGAUAAGAAAGCUACACCAAAGGCUGAAAAUGUCGCAUCCGCUGCAUUGGUGUUAAAUCUCAAUUUCACCAACAUACUGGUAUCCAUCUUAUUGGUCAUCACAUGCUGUAGUGUGUAA
Messenger RNA from Saccoglossus kowalevskii, 1198 nucleotides. Its product is annotated as cysteine-rich venom protein helothermine-like. The record is from RefSeq and is a predicted model, not a curated record. Gene Ontology annotation, cellular component: extracellular region. NCBI's taxonomy places the organism in Eukaryota, Metazoa, Hemichordata, Enteropneusta, Harrimaniidae.